Messenger RNA from Argiope bruennichi, 1262 nucleotides. RefSeq names its product homeobox protein MSX-2-like. Bases 655 to 1233 code for a protein of 192 amino acids. The record is from RefSeq and is a predicted model, not a curated record. Gene Ontology annotation, molecular function: DNA-binding transcription factor activity, RNA polymerase II-specific; DNA binding. NCBI's taxonomy places the organism in Eukaryota, Metazoa, Arthropoda, Arachnida, Araneae, Araneidae. Gene Ontology annotation, biological process: neuron differentiation; regulation of DNA-templated transcription; central nervous system development. The transcript has 3 exons.
CUGACGAGCGCAUGACACCCCAAAUAGUCGACUCGUUAAUUGCCCGUUUAAAUCAUUAAAGAGCACGCCGGGCCAUAUUUAUCAAGUCCAGGAUGGAUUGUCAACUUUCUGGCGACAAACGAGUGUAUAUCCUCCUUCCUAAGCCGAUGCUGAUAGGUGCGGAUACUGACGGGGGAAGUGUCUUCUUGCCAGAGAGAACGUCCAACCCGUAGGCCUUAUCUUAAACGUCGAGCGAGUAGAUCUCUUGCCUCAUGGUGAUGAUCUCAAGAUAUUGUUGUUUUGCUGCAAAGAUAUAUCUCAAGAUUAUUUGAUGGAAUGUGCUUUGAUCAUGUUUUCGUUGUUAUGACUUGAAAUGUAGCAAAUAUUUUCAAUGUGCUUUUUAUAAUUUCUAAAAUUUAGAAUGAUUCUGGAUAUUCUUUAUUAUAUAUGAUUUUUAGAUAGUAGUUUGAACAAUCAAAAAAUACAAGAGACGUGUGUAUUCAAGUAAUUGUUUUUAUAGAACAAAAAGUAUCAACUGUCCUAUGACGAUGAAUCAGUUUCAGAUUUUGCUAUUAUUUUAAAUACAGCAAAACGAAGUGUGGAUCUUUUUAAAAACUGUAUAAAAGACUAAAGACAGUACUAUAUAUAUUUUUUUAAAAAAAAAGGGAAGUUAAAAUGAAUGACAGCUCUGAAGCUAAGAACUGGAGAACAAAUUUUUGCAUCGAGAAUCUUUUGGGUAAAAGUGCCUCAGAUGGCUCUGAAAGUGAUAACUCUAAGGACUCAGUCAAUGCAAGCACUUCCCAGGAAAGUUCGGAAAAUGGAAUCGAUGGCGAAGGUACAUCUGAAGAUAGGCGUAAAAGGCCUCGAACAGCUUUCACGUCUUCACAAAUAAAAGCUUUGGAAGCAGAAUUCGAGAAAAAUAAGUACUUAUCGGUUUCAAAGAGACUUCAGUUGGCAAAAACUUUGAAACUUUCAGAAACACAAAUCAAAAUAUGGUUCCAGAACCGGCGGACAAAGUGGAAACGCAAGUACAGCACCGACCUGGAGGCCCUUGCUCAACAUUAUUACCAAUCUAUGGGACUGUAUGCAGCCAGACCCAUGGUCAUUGGAGACAGACUGUGGCUUUUUAACUACCCGCCUGAAUCCCCAGCCCUCAUGCCGAAUGUACUGACUCAGAACUUGCAGCCGGUGUUGGACUCUCCUCUCCCAGAUGUCCCAGUUGUGCCAAAUGGACUUGCAUCUCCCUUUGAAUGAUCCAAGUGAAAUGUGUGUGCGUGUUUAUA